Molecule: messenger RNA, 4767 nt
Organism: Vigna radiata var. radiata (mung bean)
Lineage: Eukaryota; Viridiplantae; Streptophyta; Magnoliopsida; Fabales; Fabaceae
Exons: 2
Coding region: 1-4767 (1588 amino acids)
Biological process (GO): DNA integration
Molecular function (GO): RNA-DNA hybrid ribonuclease activity; nucleic acid binding
Source: RefSeq, a predicted model, not a curated record
AUGGGGGCAGUAAUGCUGGAGAAUAAGGUUUUCCCAUGGGUUGAGAAGUAUGGGGGCACGUCGGAUCCGGUGAAACAUCUACGAUCGUUCGUAGAUGCUAUGGCAGUCUAUUCAUCCAACGAGCUGUUGUUUAGCCAGCAGUAUGCUUCAAACCGUUCGCGAGGUUUGACUUAUACAGCCCUUGUCAGGAUGAAGCAAGGGCGUGAAGAGUCAUUGAAAGGGUUCAGGGAGCGCUUCAACCGAACCGCUCGGCAGGUGAGGAACGUAGACCAACGGCUGAUAGUAAGCGCGCUUACGACAGCGCUCAAACCUGGACCCUUUGUGGAUUAUUUGUACGAGGAGGAACCCCAGUCUAUGGGUGAACUGCAGCAUAAGUUAGCCGGGUUUAUACGAAUAGAGGAGGGGAGGUCGUACCGUAGUGAUCAGGGGGAAGAGGGGGUAACGAGAGAGAAGUCAGGGCGGGACAGAAGAGGAGAAAAACGGCCGGUCGGAGGGGAACAUAGAAUGACGGUGAAACGAGGGACAGAAAUACAAAAAGCGCAACAAUACUUCCAUCACACUUCAUUAAGUGCCCCGAGGGUGAGAGUCCUGGAGGAAGCCUUAAGGGCUAAUCUGCUGACGGUGGCACGGUCCCCGACCCCACGGGGAGCGGAUGAAAGUAAACAUUGUCGAUAUCAUCAGAACAUGGGGCAUUCUACGGAGGAUUGUGUGGCGUUGAGAGAUAAGUUGGAGAGCCUGGUACAGGCUGGGCACCUGAGGGAGUUUGUUCGAAGGGAGAAUCCUAACCCGAGGGAUACCCCGGGAAGGCACAGAGGUCGACUACCGGUCGGGCAGAGGGCUCAGCCGACUGCCGAACGAACGGAGGGCGAUGGAAGUGGAGAAAGGCCUCUGAGAGGGGUAAUAAAUACCAUAUCGGGCAGUUUUGCCGGAGGAGGGGCAUCCUCAGCCGCCCGAAAGCGGCAUUUGAGAAACUUGCAUAGUGUGAAUAAGGUGGGGAUCGGUAGAAGGACCAUGCCGUCCAUAACGUUUUCAGACGAGGACUUCCAUGCACCAGACCCAGACCAGGAUGACCCCAUGGUCAUAACGGCUAUCAUCGCUCGGUACAGCGUGGGAAAGGUGUUAAUUGAUCAGGGAAGUUCGGCUAACAUCCUAUAUUGGAAAACCUUUCAACAGAUGGACAUACCGGACAAAUCGAUAAUGCCUUUUAACGAGCAAAUCUUGGGAUUCGCAGGAGAACGGGUUGAUACAAGGGGAUAUGUGGACCUAAGGGUGUGCUUAGGGGCAGAGGCGGGGGCGAAGGAGUUAAGGGUGCGUUUCCUGCUGGUAGAGGCGGAAACUUCAUACAACGUGCUGUUGGGACGGCCUUGCCUUAAUGCGUUUGGAGCAAUAGUGUCCACCCCUCACUUGACAAUGAAGUAUCCCGCAGAUGAUGGCAUGAUCCGGACGGUUAAAGCCGACCAGAGGGUAGCAAGGGAGUGUUACGCGGCGGGAUUAAAGGUGCAACCCCCAAGGCAUAGGGUGUGCGAAACCCGUCCGGCAACAUCGGCUGCAGAGUUGGACCCAAGAGAGGAUACCACCGACCGGGUGGAACCGAUGGGGGAAAUCCAGCCAUGUCUCCUAGAAGGCGAAGACCGGGUGACAAUGGUCGGCAAGGACCUUCAGGAGGGCGAAAGGCAAAGGUUGGAGGGUGUGCUGGUGGAGAAUAAGGAUUUGUUCGCCUGGACUGCGUCGGAUAUGCCAGGUAUCCACCCUGGCAUUAUUUCGCAUAAGUUGUCUAUAUUUCGAGAUGCUCGACCGGUAUCUCAGAAGAAGAGGAGGCUAGGUGUGGAGAAGAGAAGGGCGGUAGGCGAAGAGGUGGAGAAGUUGAUCGAGGCUGGGUUCAUAAGAGAAGUCAAGUACACUACUUGGCUGGCCAACGUAGUCAUGGUAAAAAAGUGCAGUGGUAAGUGGAGGAUGUGCAUUGACUUUACGGAUCUAAACAAAGCCUGCCCGAAGGAUAUGUACCCCCUACCGAACAUUGACGCGUUGGUAGAUGGAGUGUCCGGGUAUGAGGUAAUGAGUUUUCUGGACGCCUAUUCAGGGUAUAAUCAGAUACCUAUGUACCGUCCGGACAGCGAUAAAACUGCUUUCAUUACCGAGCAAGGAACCUUUUGCUAUGAGGUCAUGCCGUUCGGUUUGAAGAACGCAGGGGCUACAUACCAAAGACUAAUGGACAAGGUCUUUCAAGGGCAAAUAGGAAGAUGCAUGAAGGUGUAUGUCGAUGAUAUGGUGGUGAGGAGUCGGUCGAUUGAGGAACAUCUGGCGGAUUUAAAGGAGGUUAUGGGGCAACUUCGAAAGUUUGAUAUGCGCCUCAAUCCCGCUAGGUGUACCUUUGGGGUAAGGGCGGGGAAAUUUCUGGGUUUCAUGCUGACCGCACGGGGAAUUGAGGCAAACCCCGACAAGUGUAAGGCGGUGUUGGAAAUGAGAAGCCCCCAGACGGUGAAGGAAGUUCAGAGGCUGGUGGGGCGGCUAACGUCGUUGUCAUGGUUCAUCCCUCAUCUGGCCGGACGGGCGAAACCGAUCGUCAAGGCCAUGAAGAAGACCGCGCGGGAAUGUUGGGAUGAAGAGAGCGAGGAGGCCUUCAAAUGGAUAAAGGAGGUUCUUACCCAGCCCCCCGUGAUGGGUCGGCCCGAACCUGGGCAUGAAUUUCAGAUCUACUUGGCAGUUUCGGAGGGGGCCAUUAGUGCGGCCCUGGUACAGGAGGUUCCUCAGUUCAAACUGGUGUAUUUCGUCAGUAGAAGCUUGAAGGAGGCAGAGUUAAGGUACCAGCAGUUGGAAAAGGUGGCCCUGUCCCUAAUUUAUGCCGCUCGGCGGUUACGGCCAUACUUCCAAGGGUUUCAAGUCGUGGUGCGAACGAACUACCCGAUAGCUAAGAUCUUACGGAAACCAGAUUUGGCGGGCCGAAUGAUAGGGUGGUCGGUAGAACUAUCGGAGUUUGGGUUGAGGUACGAACCGAGGGGGUCGGUACGGGGUCAACACUUGGCAGAUUUUGCGGUUGAUCUACUCCCUGAAGAGGGGGAAUUCUGUUGGAAACUUUCGGUUGAUGGGUCGUCUAGCCGAAGGGGAGGAGGAGCGGGAGUGGUCUUAGAAGGGCCGAACGGGAUAUUGAUUGAGCAAUCGUUGGUGUUCCAGUUCAUGGUUAGCAACAACCAAGCCGAAUAUGAGGCUUUACUGGCCGGGAUGGAGUUGGCAAAGGACCUAGCAGUGGGUCGGUUGGAGUGUCGAACGGAUUCCCAGUUGGUCGAGGGACAGAUGAAUGGGAGCUUCCAGGUGAAGGAUGAUCUCCUGUUGCAAUAUUUUCACAAGGCCAAGCAAUUGGCCUCAAGUUUCAAAAAGUUCACAUUGCGACAUGUUCCUCGAUCGGAGAACAGCCGCGCCGAUACACUGUCGAAGCUGGCCGGCGGAGUCACGAAAGGGGGGUUAUCUUCGGUGAUCAGACAGUUGGUAACCAAGCCGACGGUGGAAUGCUGCGCCAUUACUACCAGGGGAAUACAAAGUACCUGGAAGGACGAGAUAGUACAAUUGAUUCGGAAGCAGGAUGACGGGGGGGCCUUAAGUACCAAGGAGGCCAAGAAGAUCGCUCGGUAUUGCUUGAUAGGUGAUGAGCUGUACCGGAGGGGUUACGUCACUCCAUUAUUGAAGUGUUUGCUGGAGAACGAAGCGGAGUACGUUAUGAGGGAGUUGCAUGAAGGGAUGUGCGAGAGACAUACAGGUGGGCGAACUCUACGAGCUAGAGUGCUAAGGGCAGGGUUUUUCUGGCCGAUGUUAGAGAAGGAUUGCAUGGCGUUCGUCCGGAAAUGUGAAGCCUGCCAAAAGCAUGGGAAUAUUUUCCACGGUCCAGCGGUGGAGUUGCAAGGAAUAAUGUCCCCUUGGCCAUUCGCCCAGUGGGGAAUGGACAUUGUUGGACCACUGUCAACCGGGCGGUCUCAGAUGAGGUUUUUGCUGGUGGCAGUGGACUACUUCACAAAAUGGGUAAAGGCUGAACCUUUGUCAAAAAUCUCUGCCGCCCAAGUUCAGAAAUUUGUAUGGAAGAUCAUUUGCCGGUUCGGGUUGCCCAAAAUGCUCAUUACGGACAACGGUCGGCAGUUUAUAGAUAAGAAGUUGGAAGCCUUUUAUCGGGAGUGGGGCAUAGCUCAUGUCACCAGUUCGGUUGAGCAUCCCCAGACGAACGGGCAGGCGGAGGCAAUGAAUAAAAUAAUCAUACAAGAGUUGAAGAGGAGAUUAGGCGAGGCAAAGGGUGCUUGGGUUGAUGAAUUACCAUCGGUCCUGUGGGAGUAUCGAUGUUCUCCCUACGGGGCAACAGGAGAGUCCCCAUUUAACCUGACCUAUGGGACGGACGCGAUGAUGCCGGUCGAGGUGGGCGAGGAGACACUGAGAAGACAGGUGAAUGACUCAGUGGCGAAUGAAGAAGGUCUGAGGGGAAACCUGGACGUGUUGCAAGAGAGAAGGGAAACUGCAGCGGUCCGGACAGAGGCACUAAAGAGGUUGGUCGCGCGAAGGUACAACACUAAGGUGCGACCAAGGCAAUUGAUCGAGGGCGAUCUCAUUUGGAGGAAAGUCGGGGAAGCUCGGAGGGAGAAGAUUCACAGAAAACUGGCAGCCAGCUGGGAGGGGCCAUUCAGAAUAAGUGAAGGUUUGAAUAAUGGGGCUUACCGACUGGAGCAUCUAGACGGGAAGCCAAUUCCGAAUACAUGGAAUAUAUCUCAUUUAAAAUUGUACUUUAGUUAA